CGGUGCUACAUUUUACAGUGGGAAAACAGGUAAUAAAUACAUGGACCAUCACUGAAGCUCUGGGAAGACAAGCUAAUGUCCCGCUUCGCUGGCUUCACGUGUGCAGAAAUGUCCAGACUGAUGUUAGGGAAAACCUUGGAAAGGAUAUGCAAAGCUGUUCUCUUACUGUGUUUGGUGCACUUUCUGAUCAUGAUGAUCUUGUAUCUGGAUGUCUACACCCAGAGGUUUGACAUUUUCAGCCGCUUCAAUAAUAGGAAUUACUCAAAAAUACAUCAAUACUUCAACAGUACGAAGCCCAAUAGGACAUUCCUUGGGGGUGAAGACCAUUUAAUGUCAAGCAGGAAGUUGGAAAGUAACCUUACAGUCACUGAAAAGCCUUUAUCGAUGUGCCCUGAUGUCCCCCAGGGAUUAGUUGGCCGGUUGUUGAUCGAAUUCAACUCCCCGAUGACGAUGCAGAAGGUUCAGAGAGAGAACCCGGACGUAAAGGACGGAGGAAAAUACACCCCGUCAGACUGCAAAGCCAAACAAAAAGUCGCCAUCAUAAUCCCAUUCCGGCACAGGGAACAUCACUUGAAAUACUGGCUCCAUUAUCUACAUCCUAUUCUACGUAGACAGAAGAUCAACUAUGGGAUCUAUGUCAUAAACCAGAAUGGGGAAAGUAUGUUCAACCGAGCAAAACUGCUGAAUAUUGGAUACACGGAGGCCCUGAAGGACGGAGAAUAUGACUGCUUUGUAUUUAGUGACGUGGACUUAAUCCCAAUGGAUGACAGAAACGUCUACCAUUGUUAUGAUCAGCCUCGCCAUUUUGCCAUCGCCAUGGACAAGUUUGGAUUUAGGUUACCAUACACUGGCUACUUUGGUGGAGUGUCAGGACUGAGCAAGGAGCAAUUUUUAAAAAUAAAUGGUUUUCCAAAUGAAUACUGGGGCUGGGGAGGUGAAGAUGAUGAUAUUUACAACAGAAUAACACUAAGAGGUAUGAAAGUCAACCGACCCGAUUCCAGAAUUGGAAAAUAUCGGAUGAUAAAACAUGAACGAGACAAGCACAACGAACCUAACCCCCAGAGGUUUACAAAAAUCCAGAACACGAAGAUCAACAUGCUGCGAGAUGGGAUCAACUCCUUGAAGUACCAGCUGCUGAAUGUGAGCAGGUUCCCAUUGUACACGAACAUCACAGUGGACAUUGGCACUCCCCCACACCGGCCUCCGAGAGGAUAGCAGACCACACGCUUCUCCUGCCGACACGACUCCCAUCGCCCUCUGUGGUUUCUGUCUGGCUGGCAGAGGGCAGCCGCUUUCUCUCUCAUUUUCUUCCUGACUCUCCAAAGAAUUAUGCUGACUAAUUUUUUUUAAAAAAAAACGAACACAGCGUGUGAAAAAGGGGGGAAAAUCCUCUCCGUAAAACUGCUACGAUCCCGUCUCCUG
Messenger RNA from Callorhinchus milii (elephant shark), 1422 nucleotides. RefSeq names its product UDP-Gal:betaGlcNAc beta 1,4- galactosyltransferase, polypeptide 2 (gene b4galt2). The transcript is spliced from 7 exons. Lineage: Eukaryota; Metazoa; Chordata; Chondrichthyes; Chimaeriformes; Callorhinchidae. Gene Ontology annotation, molecular function: glycosyltransferase activity. The coding region runs from base 76 to 1215 and encodes 379 amino acids. The record is from RefSeq and is a predicted model, not a curated record. Gene Ontology annotation, biological process: carbohydrate metabolic process.